Messenger RNA from Exophiala dermatitidis NIH/UT8656, 222 nucleotides. RefSeq lists its product as uncharacterized. The transcript has 3 exons. Bases 1 to 222 code for a protein of 73 amino acids. NCBI's taxonomy places the organism in Eukaryota, Fungi, Ascomycota, Eurotiomycetes, Chaetothyriales, Herpotrichiellaceae. The record is from RefSeq and is a predicted model, not a curated record.
AUGAGUCGUCGACUUGUCGGAUGGGCUUUGGUGAUCGGAUUUGGGGUGUUGAAUGGUUAUGUGACUUUCCAGCCUGCGCUGGAGCAACGUGCUCUGGACAAGUUGAAAGAAGAGGAGCUUGCUGCUGCAGACCUGGGCCCCAACCUCGUUGAAAUUCCUCCCCAGACAACAAACCGGCCCAGAAUAAAAGCCGACCAGCGUGACGCCCAACAAACCGGCUGA